UAUCCCGAGACGCCAAUGAAAUGACAUUCGCGUCCUUGGGGGACAUUCUGACUGAAGAUUACGAGUGCGAGGACGUAACAGUAAUGCCCUACGAGUAUGAUGGCGUUGAAGGAGAUAAAGGCAGGGAGCGGCGCGUGCACAUGGUAGAGACCGAAGUGACGGUGGUGGUGAAGGACAUCAACGACAACGCCCCGGUCUUCCCCAACGCCACCAUGAUCGGCCACGUGCAAGAGAACGGCGCCGCGGGGGCGGCAGUGGUGGUGGUGUCGGCCUGGGACGCAGAUGACGCCACGGACGGCAGCAACGCGAGGCUCACCUACGCCAUCGAGAAGAACGUGGUGGACGAAGCUUCCGGCGCUGCCAUCUUCAGCAUGGAGUCCGACACCGGUCUGGUGAGAACGGCGCGCUGCUGCCUGGACAGGGAGACCACGCCCGAGUACCGCCUGCAGGUCGUGGCCGCUGACGGGGGAGGCCUCAAGGGCACGGGGACGGUGGUGGUGCGCGUGAUGGACGAGAACGACAACCCUCCCCGCCUUGCCCGCCGCCACUGGGAGCUAGAAGUGGACGAGACGCCUCCUGAGGGUCCGCCCACAACCACCCUGCUGGAGCUAACCGCGGCGGAUAGAGACGCACGCAAUGCCUUCCUGUACAGGGUAGUGCCAAGGAGCGGCCGCGGGUGGGAGAACUUCGGGAUGCGCUCUGUGGGUUCCGCGGGGCAACUCUUCGCCCGCAAAAAUCUGGAUUAUGAGUUGGAGAGUCACCGGCGAGGCUUCAGAUUUCAGGUGCAGGUGACGGACCAGGGUCCUGAAGGGUGGGAGGACCUCGCCCACGUGGACUCUGCCUGGGUCACUGUGCACCUGAGGGACGUGAAUGACAACCCGCCAGUGUUCUCCCGCCCACACGCCCACGUCACGGUGCGAGAGGAUGCCGUCCCCGGCACGCCACUGGCCGCCCUUCCCGCCCGGGAUCCUGACGCAAGCGGCCAGCAGGGAGUGGACUACCGGCUGGAGGGAGGCUGGGGGUCUCUCAUGGUGGACACGGAUGGCAGUGUCAGUCUAUGGCGACAACUGGACCGUGAGGCCCCGGACGGCGCCACGGGCAAGGCGCUGGUGGUGGCCGUGGACCACGGCGUGCCUCCCCUCUCCGCCACCGCCACACUCACCAUCACUGUUGCAGACGUCAACGACUGUCCGCCGCGUCUCCUGCCGCCUACUGUCCUGCACGUGAUGGAGGGCGGCCCGCCUACCCGCCUUGGCAUCCUCAAAGUGACGGAUCCCGAUGUGUGGGCACUCGGCCACGGCCCGCCAUUCACUCUCUCCCUAGCUCCCACAAAUCCCCCCCACGUCCUCUCCCUCAUCAAGCUGAAGUUUGACCCCCGUCUGGACAGUGGGCGGGGCGGGGCGGAGCUGUGGACGGCGGGCGCGUUGGAUCGAGAGCAGCACCGGGAGUUGAGUGUGGCGGUGCGGGUGUCUGACGCGCAGGGUUUGGCCGCCACUCACCGCCUCACCGUGCUGGUGGACGACCUCAACGACAAUCCCAUGAAGCCCGCCGCCAAGUCUGUCUACCUGUGGAAGACUCAGGGUGGUGGGUCGGAUGCUCCUCUGGGCAGAGUUUUCGUGAAGGAUCCGGACGACUGGGACCUCGAGGAUAAAGAGUUCGAGUGGGUGGGUCCUCCCCACCCGCUCUUCACCCUCCACCCGCGAGAUGGCACCAUCUUCGCCUCCAACCAGAUUAGGGAAGGCAGGUACGAUCUACAGUUCUCCGUCAGUGACCGGGCGUGGCGUCAGCGAGGCGUGGCUGCCAAUGUGACGGUAAUGGUGCGAGUACUAACCCCCGAAGCACUUGCUCACGCUGCGCCCAUCUCCCUCACACCCACCACGCCCACAGCUCUCACCCGCGGAUGGUCACCCUCGAGUGGCGGCGGCGGACUCGGCUCUCUGCUGAAGGAGGUGCAGGCAGUACUGAAUGAGCCUGGCAGCGGCGUGGAGGUGGUCAGUGUUUAUGGCGGAUGUGGGAACCCAGACUCUUCCGCCACGCCCAUCACUACGCCCACAUCCACACCAGCUACGCCCGUGCCUGCCCCAGUACCCGCCCCGUCCUCUCCCUCCACCUGCGUGUGGGUCAGUGUGAAGGAUAGCCACAACAGCUUCAUGAACCCCGUCAAGCUGCAGGGACUCCUCGCCCUCCACACCCGCCAGUUAGAGGCAGCGACAAAUCUGACGGUAGUGGUAGAUGACCCGACAGAGGUCGCCUCCCUGCCUCAACCUCACGAUCCCCAGGCCCCGAGCGGCGACAGUCUGGAGGAGGCUGACAGCUCUGCCACCUCGCUAGCCUCCACCAGCCUUCCUCUGCAGGUCGUGGACACAAACGCCACCGCCCUGGUCACGCCGCGCCUCACCCGCCCUCAUUCCUGCAAAGCCCACAUCCACGCCCUCAACCAGGAGAACUGUACGCCCACCUCCUGUCUCAACGGCGGCCGCUGCGUCAGGUCCCAGGAAGGUUACAGCAGGUGUGUGUGUCCUGGAGGCACAUCAACCCCCCAGUGCAAGGUGCUGAGUCGCACCUUCCUGGGCUCUGGGUGGGCGUGGCUGCACCCUUUGCCUCCCUGCCUCCCCGUUACCUUGUCACUCCACGUCCUCACUCGCCACCCUGACGCCCUUCUGCUCUAUGCUGGCCCUCUGGUGCCCACGCCCCGCCACGCCACGCCAGCACCCAUGCUUGCCCUGCAAUUAGUGGACGGAAAGCCUCAAGUGCUGGUGGAGGGUGAGGGUGGCCCCCUCAAGCUGCAGAUGAACACCUCCUUACACGACGGCCACUGGCAUAGCCUGCACCUGUCGCUGAGUCCUCAGGGUGUGGUGAUGAUGGUGGACCUGUGUGGACAGAAGUGGAAGGACGAAUAUCAGGACGAAGGCCACUGUCUGACCAGGGCACGUUGGAAAACUCCAAGACGCGGGAGUGCAUGGCUGGGCUCCACUCCCGCUCAGGUGGGUGGCCUGGCACAGACUCCACCCCUGGCGGAGGACCAUGGGUGGCAAGAGGCCCCCACCCAUCACCCCCUGACCGGUUGCCUAGCUCACUUUACCAUCAACUCUCAGGUGGUGGACCUGGGUGAGCCAGCCUACAGCCACGCCAGUGUGGGAGGCUGCCAGCCACAGGAAAUAGCCUGCUCGGGUAGUCCAGGGGGAUGUGGUCUGCGGGGCCAUUGUGUGGGGGGCCUGUCGCAUCCAGUGUGUGAGUGCGACCCUGGGUGGACAGGACCAGUCUGUGCCACGCCCACAGUGCCUGCCCGCCUGGGGAUGGCAUCUUACAUGAAGGUGGCGUUAUCAUUCACACCAGGCCAGCGUGUGGUGCGGGUGCAGCUUAGGGUGAGACUGCGGGGCACCCCAACCGGCUUGCUGCUGCAGCUCGCCGCUCACCAUCGUGCCUCAGCUUUCACCCUCCACUUGCAGGCGGGCGUGGCUUGUGCCUCCGUAUCGGGGGCAGGAUGGACAGUCCGCCGGGCAUGUGUGCAGCGACGUCCGCUCGGAGAUGGUGCCUGGCACACUGUCGCAGCUGAGCGUCAUGGCAACAAUCUGCUGGUGAGGGUGGACAACGGCGAUGGCUGGCACCUAAACGAGUCCCUGCCAUCACUCACAAUCCCAGGCGGGUUAGAGCCGCCGCCGCCCCUCGACGUGGACAAGCACGAUGGCGUGACGGUGGGCGGUCUGCCAGAAUUCAUGGGAGUGAACCUGGUGACUGUGCAUGAUGACCUGCAGGACACGUGUCUUGAUGACCUGCGAGUGUCAGGCCACCCACUACCACUGUCACCUGCUGUGAAUGGCACCACCUGGGGCCAAGUGACCACCUUAGAGCAGCUCACUCAGGGGUGUCGUCCCUCUGGGGAUCCGUGUGCCAAUACCAGCUGUUCUCCUCCCCUGUCCUGCCACCCAUCCUGGGACCAGCCCUCAUGCAGCUGUGGUCCUGGCAGGCAGCUGAUGGGUGGUGUCUGUGAGGAUGUGGACGAGUGCCUAUGGCAGCCUUGCCUUCAUGGCGGAUCCUGUCACAACCUACGGCCGGGCUUCCUGUGUGUGUGUGGUCCUGACCACCUGGGCGACCACUGCCAGUGGGCUAAACUAGCUCCCGAAGGUCAUCCGCUAACUGCUCCCGCAGCCAUAGCAGCAAUUGCUGUCUCCGUUCUCGUGUUAGCCGUGGUGGGCGUGGUGCUGUCUUUGAGGCUCCACCGGGUGCGACUGGCGCGAGGGCCACAGGGGACAGAGAGAGGCAGUGUGCAGAGCAUGAAGGAGACCACUGUGGGGGGAGGGCAAACUGCAGAGACUGUGGUGCCUGAUGAAGGAGACCACGACACCCUGCUGGAGCUGCUCAGGCUGAAGGUGUCACGGGACCUGCCGGACCACCGAGGCACUGCUGCGUCAGGAGCUGCGGGCGGGGAGCGGGAGAGCGGGGUGGACGUGGUGGCGGCCAGGCAGACUUCGGUCCCUGAGGUGUUUCUACCAGAGGAGGAUUUGAGAGCUUAUGCUUACGAGGGAAGCAGUUCACCGACUGGCUCCCUCACCUCCACCUUGUCAGAGUUGCGGGUGGAGCUGGCUGGAGGCGGUCCCACUGUGCCUCUCGUGCCGGCAUUCCUAGAGGCCACAGACUUGCUCUCCACGCUUCCCGAGGCAAAGCGCACCACUCCCACCCGGCCCAGUAUGGCCCGUGGCGAGACUACCACCACCACCACCGCCACCAUUCCCAGCCCUCAGAGACUUUCCGCAGUGGGGAAGAAGGAAAAAAUGAAGGAGCCUUGUGUUCCCUCUGCCUCUUCUCCAGCAGAUUGACCCUGACCCGCGCCCAAACUCCUCGCCCGGUCCGCCGCCCCGCAACAGGAGGCAGCAGCAGGCAGAUCCGCACCGCCCUCCGCCAGUCGUCAUCUCGGACCACCUUGACUCGGCAGAGAGUAUAUCUCUCCUUCCCCACCUCACAAGACGUGCUGGGGAGGCAGGAAGAAGUGGGAAGGAAAGUCACUGAAGAAGAGUUUUCGGGGAUCGCUCAGUCUUCUUCCUCCUUGAUGAGUAACGCGAGGAGCCCAGGCAGGGAGGGAGGACUGAGCCGGUAUCCGAACAACCUUGAGACGAGCAGGGAAGAACAGGCGGCGGCCGGACCUCGCGGAAGACACCAGCGUGGCGGGAGUGUGUCGUACAGAACAUAUCAAGUUAUUUUAGUGUCCACAGGUUGACAUUCUUUGCGGGGUGGUACCUCGAUACACUUGGAGGCUGGUGUAGGGUCUAGCAGCGUCGACUUGCUGGUCAAGAGUGGACGUGAGUGGUGUGGUGGAGCUGUGGCAUUUUGGAGUUGUGUCAAAGCGGCGGACGAGGCGAGGCACAAGUCAGUGUUCAGUCCAGCGGGGUGUUUCAGUGUCAGUGUGCGCUAUUGUGUUUCACCCAAUUUGAAAAUGUAAUGAUGUUGACCUUAUCAGCAUAACACUACACACUGUGACGGGUCUCGUGUUCAUAGGGGCCUCACGCCCGUUAUUUUUUCACGUUUCAAUACAAUUGCUGAAUGUACUGUAUACCUAAAGGGACCCUUUUCUGAUCCAUUUGUUGGCCCCACACAUGUAUAAUUAAAAUGUGUGUGUGUGUGUGUGUGUGUGUGUGUGUGUGUGUGUGUGUGUGUGUGUGUGUGUGUGUGUGUGUGUGACCGUGUUGUGUCGUGUGGUUGCAAGUUGUGUUGAUGACUUACCAUUAUUUCACGUGUUUGAUCAUUUUAUGUAUAAUUGUUAUAAACGUUUUCUAAUUAAAA
Molecule: messenger RNA, 5778 nt
Organism: Portunus trituberculatus (swimming crab)
Lineage: Eukaryota; Metazoa; Arthropoda; Malacostraca; Decapoda; Portunidae
Product: neural-cadherin-like
Biological process (GO): homophilic cell-cell adhesion
Cellular component (GO): plasma membrane
Molecular function (GO): calcium ion binding
Source: RefSeq, a predicted model, not a curated record